UAUGACUCUGUUCGACGAUAAAGCCGUUGGGCUAGGCUGAGAUGAUGGGGCUGAAGGUGAAAGAGUAGGAAAGACUGCAACAAAACCCAUAUGAUCUCCAUAACAGCUAUCCAUACCUGAGCCUUGACUUUCUCCUUCUGGCAUGUUCAGGAGCCUGGAAGGCGUUUUGAGAUGAGUACGGAGGCUCUGUGGAUGCAGGUUCUGGUCCAGGAUCGCGACUAUCGACAUCGCGUCCUGCCGUAUUUGCAAUACGACCUGCAGGAUCACCAUAUCCACAAUCGACACCUGUCCUCAAACCUACCUUUUCUGGCAAUUUGCAGCACCUGCGAUGCUAUUGCCGUCGCAAUAGCUGCUGUCCUUGUAUUACAGCAUCCCAGAAUAGCAACCUCGUGGAAUUUCUACACGACAAAGUACGAGCUGGAGGAGAUGCAGUCGUUCCGCCAAUCAAAGGGCGACUUUGCCUCGGGAAGUGCUGUGCAUCGGGUGUCGUGAGACGGUAUUAUAGGUAUGCUGACCUAUAGUGGAUCGUAUUAUUUCCGACAUACCUAGGCACGUGAUGAAU
Molecule: messenger RNA, 562 nt
Organism: Didymella exigua CBS 183.55
Lineage: Eukaryota; Fungi; Ascomycota; Dothideomycetes; Pleosporales; Didymellaceae
Exons: 1
Coding region: 172-492 (106 amino acids)
Source: RefSeq, a predicted model, not a curated record